GCAAAUACGCAAUCAACUCAGUCAAUGUACUACCUCGCUGUUGCAAACAACGCUGAACUUCCGCAGCCAACGCAUACGCAACGCAAAUGAAAGCAAAGCAAGUAAAAGACAAUUCUGUAUAUUAAGACAAUUUGCUGAAUAAAUUUUAAGCAACACAAAAGUAAACAAUUUUGUUAUUCAAAACUAAACAAUUGCCCUCCGUGCUAACAGCGAAGUGGGUGUGUAUAUUUGCCACCAUACAGGUGAUAAGGAGAGUGAAAAGGCGAGAAAAAGAUUUAGAAGGAGCGCUAACAUAUUGUAAUACACUUUUUCCGGAAACGAAUUGCUGCGGCAUACAAAAGUGCUGUCCACUUAAAGAAGCUUUCGAGCAAAACUUGCUGUCGCAACAACACUUAAUAGAGAAACGCCGAGAUGCCUGCACUAAGUAACGGCAGAAACAUGGACAUUGUUAUCCGCGAGGAGGAUGUGUCGGUGGCACAGGUGGGCAUUUAUGCGUCCAUAUCCUUUCUGGUGGUGACUGUUGUGGGUGCAUUGUUCUACGUUUCGUGUUCGAAGAAAUAUCGACUCAAUUGGUUUGAGAAAAAUUUACUGGAAUCGGCCGCGGAGACACAGGAUACCGAACAGUGCACCGAUCCGCUCGUUGCUGGUACUGCAGCUUUUAAUGCGGACAACAUCAGCGAAUGUUCGCGUUCUCGUUCGAUUUGCAAGGGCAAUAUAAGCCCCACAUCCAUUAAUACUGACGAUCCCACCUUUUGGGUGCCACCACCGCGCAAGACUGUGCAACAACAGGUUUCAACAUCUGCUGAAGAGUCGCCACCACCAACACCCACCUCACCAACGGGUAGUUUGAAAUCGAAUACGCUCUCGAUGUCUUCAACGAGUUCCGUGCCUAUAACACGUUCGGAUAAGCACGUCGUCUUGGGCAUGAAUCCCAGCAGGCCAAAGGUGGCGUCGAUGAGCGCGAAAUUGGACCACACAAAAAUUGACAUGUCUCUCUAUAGAAACAACUCGCAACAGAAGGGAUCGCCGGAAGGCAGUGAUGAUAUUCGUGGCAAUAUUCAUUUGAGUGUGGUCUAUGACACAAUAGCUGGCAUGCUCUCCGUACAUUUAAUAGAGGCACAAAAUUUGCAACCACGCGACUUUAGCCGCACAGCAGACCCAUAUGCCAAAGUACGUCUGCUUCCCGAGAAGAAGAAUUUCUGGCAAACGCGCAUACACAAGAAAACUCUCAAUCCCAUUUUCGAUGAGGAUUUCGUCUUUGAAGAGAAUGCAAAUGUAAUCGAUAAGCGCACAAUUGAGAUUUUGCUCUACGAUUUUGACGCGUACUCACGCCAUGUUUGCAUUGGCGGCGCCCAAAUACCAUUAAACAGCUUGGAUCUAAACGAGAAGGUUGAGUUGUGGACACCGUUAGGAUCCUGCGCAGAGCAAGACAUGAAGGUCGAUUUGGGUGACAUUAUGGUUUCGCUCUCAUUUUUGCCCUCAGCUGAACGUCUAACAGUGGUAUUGAUCAAAGCGCGCAAUUUACGUAUAAUAGAUGAUUCGCGUAACUCAUCAGAUCCGUAUAUUAAAGUGGCGCUACUAUCCGAUGGUAAAAAAAUCAAGAAGCGUAAAACUGGCGUCACACGCAAUACCAUCAAUCCGGUAUAUAAUGAAGCACUAACAUUUGAUGUUAGCAAGGACACAUUGAAGAAUUGUCUCAUAGAGUUUACGGUCGUUCACGAUGGACUGUUGGGCUCCAGCGAAAUUCUGGGUCGUGCAGUCAUUGGCAACUCUGCAGAAGUGCGCCCCGAAGAACGUAUGUUUUUCGAACAAAUGUUCCGUUCCAAAAAUUCACUCGCACAAUGGGUUCCACUGCAGGAGGCUAGCAAUCAGCGCGGCAAUUUAGCUAAUCCACUAACCAGCGUGAAUUAAAUGUUAGAUAACAGCAUAAAUGCUCGAGCAGGGAGUUAACAUAACGCUGUUAUUGCAGAACAGUGAGUUUAAACAGAAAAUGUUAAUGACAGAGAAUGUUAAAACAGUGAAUGUUUAUAACACAAAAUGUUAUUUUCGGAAAAUGUUGAAGCAAAAAUUCUCUAUUAGGAAAAGUUGACAACUUCUUUUCUGUAGUGAAUUAAUUAAAUUAAUUACAUUAAAAUUUUCAGCUGUUAUUAGUCAGCAGAAAAUUAGUUUUUUAAUUCAACUAUGCAUGUGGGCCUGUUUAAAAAGUCCACAAAGAAAAAGCUGACUAAUUAUUGUGUUUUUUUAAAUUACUAAAAUUGCUAAGUUUGUGUUUAAUUCUAGGGUAUAAAUGCAAGUUUUGUGUGCAGCUCAGGCAGUCUAUAUGUAUUCAUAUGCGUCUAUACCUAUAAAGUAUAUACCUAUAUAAGAUAUUUUCACAUAUAAACAUAUGUACACAAAAAAAUAUAUUUUUAAAAAAGUUUAGGUUUUGUUUUUAUGGCUAUUUCUUUGUCUAAGUACAUCAUAGGCUGAAAAGUCUUUGGCUUGAUUGGGAGAUCGGCUUAUCAUUGUCUUGAAGUAUUAAGCGAAGAGUUUCAUAAGUUUAUUUAUAUUAUAUUUUAUAUUAUCUCAACGCGCUAGCCUCAAAGUGACGCUAUCUCUGCUAUUUUGCAAUGAAAAAAGUGUGUGUUGUGUUUGAAGAAACUCCACAUGGGCCAAACAUAACGAAUUUUCAACAUUUGCAAAGCAAUGCUAUGAUAAGCGUUAUAGCGAAUCUGUGCUAGCAUAUUCAAGAACCAAGCACUGGUUAGCUAAAUUUCGUUUCCAAAUGAUACAACCUUUUCAGGAAGACCAAAACAGUCAAUAGGACCUGAAAACAUCAUUGAAAGAAGAAUAAUGCUCUUGCCGAGACUCAAGGUGGAAACAGGCGUCUAUGUUUUAACAAAUGGAGACUAUGUCAUUGAAAUGCACCUUCUUUCAACGUUAAGCCCAAGACAUUUCAGACCAUUUGGUACUUAUCUGUUUAAGUAAGACCUUAUAGUUAUACUUAUAUAAUUUACUAGAUAGUUUAAUAUAAUUAAGAUAUAAUUUGAAAUAUUUUAAUAAGAAUAAUGCUUUACUUUUAUCGUGUGUUAAAAUCAUUUUUUUUUUUUUCAAAAUAGAUUUGAUAAACAUUUUUGUUGUGCGAAGUAACAGUAUAUAGGUUUUUUUUAUAGGUGAUAAAGCAAAUAUUCCAUUGGAACCAAUAUAAUAUAUAUGUGCGUAUGUAUGUAUACACCUAUGUAUCGUAAUUGCUGACACGGAUUGCAGGGAAAUGAAAAACUGAAUUAGCUUAGUUUCAAUAAAUAUUAAUGCUAUACAAUAUUCUAUAAGCUUAAGCAAUUUGUUCAGCGUACUACUACAUGUGCUUUGAACACUAUAUAUUGGGCAUUCGGGUGAACCCUCAAGCAGGAUGCUGAAUUUAUAAAAGUUACGACCACGCUUAACCAUUAAUCGUGUGCAAUUCUCCAGAUUCUAUGUCAAAAAGUACCUAAAGUUAUCUAUAUAUUCUUAGAAAAAUAUAAAAAUUAAGAUUUUAUAUAUAAUAUACUAUAUAUUUUUAUUGUCACUAAAUGUUUAUAUAUCAACAAUUGAACGUAUGUAUGUAUGUCUGUAAUCGAACAAAGCUUACUUAGCGUACCAUUAUUGAUCGUCUAACAAAUUUGGAUUAACUUCCACACCACAUGUAUUUUUUAAGGAAAAGAGUCGUAGAUGUAUAUGUACUAUAUUUACUGAAAUAUAUUCGACAGUUUAUAAAUCUAUGUGGAUAUAGUGGUAAGAUUUUCAGGCAAAUAUUUUGUAAUAAUUAUAAUUUUCUAAUUUAUUUUUGUUGCAUAUUGUUGUUACUAAAGUAAUCGUAUGUAUAUAAAAUAAAAACCGAACAAAAAGACUGGAGUUUUUAUUUA
This is a messenger RNA of Bactrocera dorsalis (oriental fruit fly), 3881 nucleotides long. RefSeq names its product synaptotagmin-5. The transcript is spliced from 8 exons. The coding region runs from base 412 to 1911 and encodes 499 amino acids. Gene Ontology annotation, molecular function: syntaxin binding; calcium-dependent phospholipid binding; clathrin binding. The record is from RefSeq and is a predicted model, not a curated record. Gene Ontology annotation, biological process: cellular response to calcium ion; regulation of dopamine secretion; calcium-ion regulated exocytosis. NCBI's taxonomy places the organism in Eukaryota, Metazoa, Arthropoda, Insecta, Diptera, Tephritidae.